AUGCAUCUACGCGUAGCGGUGGCACCAGUCGCGUGGCUCCUUGCCGGCCAGAAGGUGGUGGCGCAGGGCAUCGGCAACGACGAGACGCAUCCCAUGCUGACGACGGAGAAGUGCACGCUUAAAGACGGGUGCGUGAAACAGAACACGUCCAUCGUGCUCGACGCGAGCUUCCACGGCUUACGGGAGAUAAACGGGACCGGCAGCUGCGGCGGCUACGGCGGCGGCGCGCUGAGCAAGGUGCUGUGCCCGGACCACGAAUCGUGCGCGAAGAACUGCGUCUUGGACGGCGCCGACUACGAGGGCAACGGCGUGUUCGCGAACGGCACCGCGCUGACGCUGAACCAGUACAUGGACCGCGACGGGGACGGCAACGUGACGGCCGUGAGCCCGCGCGUGUACCUGCUGGACGCGGACGGCGUCGACUACGAGGUGCUGCACCUCAAGAACCAGGAGAUCAGCUUCGAUGUGGACGUCUCGAAGCUGGUUUGCGGCAUGAACGGCGCCAUGUACCUCGCUGAGAUGAACAAGACGGGGGCCCGCGGCGCUCUCAACCCGGCUGGUGCAAGGUACGGGACGGGGUACUGUGAUGCGCAGUGCCCGAAGCUGCCUUUUAUCAAUGGAGUGGCAAACAUCGAUGCCAAGGGAGCCUGCUGCAGCGAGAUGGACCUCUGGGAAGCCAACGCCAUGGCAUCAUCAUUUACGGCGCACGCGUGCAGCAAACCGGGCGUGUUCGAGUGCACGGGGGAUCAGUGCGGCGGCCUAGGGGUGUGCGACAAGUCCGGGUGCUGGUACAACACGUGGAAGCUGGGCAACACGUCGUUCUACGGGCCCUCGUCAUCAUCCUCAUCUCCCGCGCCGCCGCCAGGAGGAGACACGGCCAAGAGAUUCGUCGUGGACACGACGCGCCCCUUCACAGUGACGACCCAGUUCCUCAUCUCGGCGAUGCCGGUGGGGCCCAGCAAGGGCAUCAUGAACGAGGUGCGGCGCCUGUACGUGCAGGACGGCGUGGUGAUCGAGAACGCGGGCGUCACGGCGCCGUACAUGCCGCCCGGCGACUCCCUGCGCAUGUCGCACUGCCAGGCCGUGGCCAACUACGGCGAGGGCAUCGGCGGGCUGACGACGGCGGGCAAUGCGCUGGAGCGGGGCAUGGUGCUCGCGUUCAGCAUCUGGAACGACGACCGCCAGUUCAUGAACUGGCUCGACGCGGGCGAGUCUGGGCCGUGCUCGCUUGAGGAGGGAGACCCGAGGGUUAUCAGGGAGAAGAGCCCGGAUACGAGGGUCACGUUUACGAAUAUUAGGUGGGGGGAGAUUGGGAGUACUUAUAGUCAUGGCACUGGUGCGGCAGCGGCAGCGGCAGCGGCUUCAUGA
Hypoxylon fragiforme is the source of this 1368-nucleotide messenger RNA. RefSeq names its product glycoside hydrolase family 7 protein. The record is from RefSeq and is a predicted model, not a curated record. The transcript has 2 exons. Bases 1 to 1368 code for a protein of 455 amino acids. NCBI's taxonomy places the organism in Eukaryota, Fungi, Ascomycota, Sordariomycetes, Xylariales, Hypoxylaceae. Gene Ontology annotation, biological process: carbohydrate metabolic process. Gene Ontology annotation, molecular function: hydrolase activity, hydrolyzing O-glycosyl compounds.